Messenger RNA from Grus americana (Whooping crane), 3805 nucleotides. RefSeq names its product CCAAT enhancer binding protein gamma (gene CEBPG). The transcript is spliced from 2 exons. The record is from RefSeq and is a predicted model, not a curated record. Gene Ontology annotation, molecular function: RNA polymerase II cis-regulatory region sequence-specific DNA binding; DNA-binding transcription factor activity, RNA polymerase II-specific. Bases 1754 to 2206 code for a protein of 150 amino acids. Lineage: Eukaryota; Metazoa; Chordata; Aves; Gruiformes; Gruidae. Gene Ontology annotation, biological process: regulation of transcription by RNA polymerase II; DNA-templated transcription.
AAUAGCAGUCAUUAAGACAACUCAAUACUCCCCUCAGCAAUAGUGCCACGCUGGUUAUAACGCCUCUUCAGAAAGUAUAAAAAUUUGUGUUUUGAAAAACUUUUGGAUUUAAGGAAUUAGUUCAUCUUUAGAAGUUGCUACCUUCCUUAUACUUCAAAAGGCAGUGUCACAUUGAUACCUCCUUGCCUCCUGGCAUGUGGGAUUGUUUGUGAUUCUGUCAUCAAUGCUGCUAGCCUGCAAUUAAAAUACAUACUUUAGAUGUUCUGGGUGCGUUUUUUUUAAGAAUGUUGGAAUGCAUUUUUUCUUGUAAGGUGUAUGGAAAAAAUGAAGUUUCUGAGAAAAAUAUGGGAAAGUGAUGUUGUCAAGCUAUGGCAACAGAUGAUAGGUUUGAGCUCCCUAGUCUAAAAAAAUUUGUUGCCUAGCCUUCAGUAUGAGAGUCACCAUCAACUCUUACUAACUUGCCUGUGAGCGUGCAGCAAACCACACAGGAGUGGGUCCUCCCGGUGUUCUGCAAACAUAUGCCUGGAGUAUUACGCUGCUGUUCCUUGUACAAGGUCAUCUGGAUUUAGAGUCAGAUCCUACUGGGGUACUCUUCCUGAAGUCAGAGAGAAGGGAGACCACCUAUUGCUGUUCAGGUUGGGACUGAUUUUGCAUUAGACAAGACAGCUGAGUGAAUUCAUGCAAUAAAGUCAUCCUGACUAACGAUCAGAAUCAACGCAGUCACAUCUCUGAAAAAGAGCAGAGAUGCGCUUUGUAUUUUUGCUGCCAAGUCAAAAAAAUACUGAUUUAAUUAACAAAUUAAAACAUCUUUUGUUUUUUGCCAAAACAAACAUUUGGAAGUUUAAUUUUUUUUAAAUUUUUUUUUUGUGAAGGCAAGGCCUUGAUUUGCUUGGGAGCCUCUGUGGUCCCUGAGGAGUGCUGUCAGACAGUAAGAAACAUCUCCCUGCCUCAGAGGACACCUCUGAGUUACCAGCUAUUAUGCUGUAGUGGGUGGCCAGUUGGUGUCCUGGGUGGCCAGUUGGUGGCCGAAGGAGAGAACAGGGCAGUUCUAACUGGCCACUGGAAACACUACCAUGUGCUGGGUGGAACCAGCCUAGGGCUGUUGCUGAGCUGAAGCUAAUGAGCAGUUUUAUGGGAACAAGAUGCUUGGAAACUCGGCUGGCUCUCCGAGGAGCUGCCUCCUGCUGUGCUGGGGCUAUCACCCAUCCACAGCAAACCAACCUGCUGGUGGAGAGGAGCAGAGCAGUUGUGUUUGUGUGGCAUGGCGUCUAAGAAACAAACUCUGAGACACAUCUGCCUCCCCACCCUCGUGGCCUCUCCCAAUUACUGUGCCCUUUACCUCACCCUUCUUUAGAGCCCCUUCCGUACGUCUCAUGCCUGGUGCUUUAAAUGUCCUUGCAAUAUUCCCUGAAGGAUGUCCCAUAGCACCUGUUGCUAUCCAGGGUGUCCUUCUCUCUCGUUCUGUUGAGGAACUGACAAUUGGUAAUAGGGAUCCAGCCUCCAAAUAACCAGGGGGAAAAAUUAGGUUUGAGCCUCAACUGUUAUCAUUCCUGGAUUGUCUGUAAUGCUGUUCAGUUAGUGCUACUUGCUUUGCACAAAUAUUAGUUGGAGCAGGACAGGAAUCCAGGUGUCAUCUCUCCCAGGUUCACCUUGCCCUUAAUCCAUGUGAAGACCUGUUGGAAACACCUUCUAGAAACAUAACAGUUUUCAGUCUCCUAAUACAUUCUGCUGUGUCCAAGAAGAGCCUGUCCAAAUGAGCAAGACAUCCCAACAGAACACCGCUACAGAUGCGAACGGAGUAAGCGUGAUUCACACCCAAGCACACACUAGUGGUUUGCAGCAGGUUCCCCAGCUGGUGCCCGUUAGUCCUGGUGGCGGAGGCAAAGCUGUGCCUCCGAGCAAACAGGGAAAGAAAAAUUCCUUUCUGGAUAGAAACAGUGAUGAGUAUCGUCAGCGCAGAGAGCGAAACAACAUGGCAGUGAAAAAGAGCCGGUUAAAAAGCAAGCAGAAAGCGCAAGACACGCUGCAAAGGGUCAACCAGCUCAAAGAAGAAAAUGAACGUUUAGAGGCAAAAAUUAAGCUCCUGACCAAGGAGCUGAGCGUACUGAAAGACUUGUUCCUUGAGCAUGCGCACAAUCUUGCAGACAAUGUGCAACCUGUUGGCACUGAAACCACCACAACAAAUCCAGAAAACAAUGGACAGUAGACACCGUUGCAACCUUAUGAAAUGGACUCUCGAGGUGCAGCUUGUCUGCAACGCCCAUGCAGUAACCAAGCAAAAACUGUUCUUUUAACCAUCAUUUUGUGGAGAUUUUCUUCUUUUUAGGUUUAACACUGAAGAUUUGAUACAAUUAAACUAGAAACUGCUUAGGGUAUUUGUUUUAAAUAUUUUUCUCCUCUAAAAGAUGUAUCUAAUAAACACAGAUCUAAAAUCAUAGUCAACAAGGAACUCAGUAUUGGGGAAAUAGCAUUUUCACAGAAGUGUUCACUUACCUUCUUAUAGUUUGUGUAAUGGGAGGAAUCCAGCAGGAUGGUUCGCUGUAGUAUCAGAAACUCAUCAUUGGAUAAAAUGUCUUUUAAAUAUCUUUGAGUGUAUUUAAGCCCUUUGUUUUCUCCAUUACAUAUUACGAAACUGCGAAGGCCAUGGAGGGCGUUUGUUUUCCUGUUUGGUGGACUACUUUAAAUCUGUAGAGCGAGUCCUAUAAAGCACCACUUAGGUCUUUCCUGUCCUGUUAUAGUUAAUGGGGAGGGUGUAGUAAUAGUGAGCUGGGAUGCUUACUGAUGUUUUCUAGAAAAAUAGCACUAUACUAUGAUGAUAUGUACAGACAGUUGGCUUCCAAAUGGCAAAUGAGUCUGCAGCAUCAUGUACAACAGGUAAAACAACACACUGACAAAGCCUUUUAAGCCUGUGUUCAUAUGUUAACAUUGCUCAUGUAGUGACUGGGGCCUUAUGAGAACAAGAUUUUGGCUUUCAGAAAAUGUCAAAAUGCUACCAAAAACCUGUGCUCUGCAAAAUUGCAUUCUUGCUGGGGUGCAGGUAUCAGGGAGAACAAAAUGUGCAGCUUGGCUAAGCAACAAAAAGGGUAAGACAGCAUCUGUUCAGCCAGAGUGUAUGGAUCACUGCUCAUUGAUGUUCAUCUCAAUUUUUAUGGCUGUUCAGAUUUUCAACCAAGAUCUUACAGAAGUUCAGUGAUUUUAAAAAUAAAUGGCCCUAGUUUGAAUAACUGAUUCAGUGGAAUUUCUAUAGCCAUCAUACAGUUGUGUGAAGGAGUAUCUUCAGUCUUGUUUUAUUUUCAUAAAAGUUUUUCUAUAGUAACUUUUUUAAUGCUAGUGCUAAGUCUUUGCCAUGAUCCAUAAUGCAGUGGUAUGUACUAUAUUGAGGAUUUAAACAAUAAAAGUAAAGCAGGAACUUUGAUGUAACCUUAAUUUAUUUUCAUUUUUAAAUAUUUCAUUGAUGGUAUGGUUGUGUUACAUUUAACCUGUGUGUCUGGCUAGUGGAUUAUUACACUGUCUUAAUUUCUCUUCUACACUACCUUUUUCCAUAGAUUAUUUUGUAGGAUGCUUGUUUGCCUUGUAUCUGUACUUAGGAAGAGAACUUGGAUAUUAUCUCUAUGAAGAUGCUGUUAGAAAAUGAAACCCUGAAAAGUUCUUUUUUGAAUUUAAACUUUAAAUACAUGCGGAAAACUUUUAUGGAUUGUUUUGGAUUAUGGUAGUCUUUUUACAACGAUAAGUUUUUUGGUUCUAGCUGCAGCUUAAGUAGGUAGGGUUGAAAUAUCAGAAGCUAAUAAAAACCUUUUGCUUCUAA